CCCAACCCCGCUAUCUCACUGUCACCUUUCAGGAGCCGGUCUCUGCUCCAGUCAUGGUCCCAGGCACCGUUUCCAUCAUCCUUGCCCCUGUGGCUGCCAGCUCCAAGCCCCCAAGGGAAUAUCACCACCCCACCUAGUGGCUUGGAGCCAGCUUCUCCCCUAAUGCUUCCACGCACUGAAGGGCCUUGGUUAUUCUUCUGCGGGGACAGCGGCUGUGGAGGACCCACACAAACUGUGACAAGUGGUACACAGGCAGCAGCCUGGUGGCGACAGUGGGGGGCGGGUAGCCCGACGACCAAAGAUGCUUGGGCUGGGGACCGAGCACCUGCUCUCCGCAGGACCUUAGCUUACGGAGCCGCGGGGAGCAAAGGCGCCAAGAACCACCCGUGGCGGGCGCAGGGCGUCUUCGUCUCCGCCCUCUUCUCCCUUGGUCGCAGGGAGCCGCUUUACAUCCUAGUGGGGCAGCGGGGAGAGGAUGCCUGUCCCCGAGGGAGCCGGCAGAGCCAGCGCGUCUGUCUCGGAGAGACUCGGACCGCUGAGGAGCACGCGGCGACGGAGGGGGCCGAAGGGGUCCCGGGGUCGCGGCGCUGGGCGGGAGGCGGGGGCGCCACCCACAUCUUUCGGCUGCGCGUCGGCGAGCUGGAGCCCCUGCUGGUGGCGGCCGGAGGAGGCGGGCGGGCCUACCUGAGCGCCAGGACCGAGGCUGCCCCUGAGAAACUGGAGAGCCGCUCGGCGACGCCCGGAAGCAGCGGGAGAAGCGGGGCCGCAGGUGGAGGGGGCGGCUGGACAUCGCGGGCCGCCCCCUCUCCGCAGGCCGGCCGUCCACUGCUGGAGGGGGCGGGGGGCGGGGGGGCGGCCAGGGCUGCGCAGAGGCCUGGGCUACACUUGGCCGGAGGUUUCGGGGGCGGCGGCGGGGCCUGUACUGCGGGUGGAGGCGGCGGCGGCCGCUACUCGGACAGUUUCCAGGCCUCAGAGACUGACAUCCUCUGGGUUGAUGGAGAAGAUGGGGUAUCCUUCAUACACCCCUGCAGCGAACGCUUUCUGCAGCCUCUGGCAGUCAUGGAGAGCCACAGAGAGGUAGAGAUCUGACUCCUCCUCAGCUGUAGUCAUUGCCAUUGCCAGUGGCAGGCAGAGCUCUGGUUAGCCAAAUGCAUGUGCCCAGGGGGCAUGGAGCUAGCUGCAGGUAACAUUACAUGCAUGGUACAGGUAAACCUGCCCACCUCACCAGGCCCUCUGGUUCUGUUGGUGACUGUUGUGACCUCUACAUUGAGCCUCCUUAUGGUGUGUGGGGUUCUUAUUCUGGUGAACCAUAAGAAGUGGCAGGGCCUGUGGUAGAUGAGGCUGCACGACCCUGAGCUCAAGCUGAGCUACCUUCAAACCUCCACCACCAGGACACCUCUCAACCUCUACUACUGCCAGGUGGGGUUUGGCCCCGCCCAGUCCUGGCCUCUGCCCCCAGGACUUACAGAGGUUUCCCCAGCCAAUGUCACUCUGCUCAGAGCACUGGGCCAUGGCGCCUUGGGAGAAGUCUAUGAAGGACUGGUAAUUGGCCUUCCUGGGGACCCCAACCCCCUGCAGGUGGCUGUCAAGGGGAGAGGGACCCUGCCAGAACUCUGCUCUAGUCAGGAUGAGCUGGAUUUCUCACCGCAUCAGUGACUGGGGUAUGUGCACCUCCCACACAGCACAUUCAACCAUCAGAACAUUGUGCGCUGAGUGGGGCUCAGACUCUGGACUGCCCCUCGCCUAAUUCUGCUGGAGUUGAGGUCUGGAGGGGACAACAGUUUCCUGAGGAACAACCGGCCACACUUGGACCAGCCAUCACCUCUGGCCAUGUGGGACCUGCUCCAGCUGGCUCAGGACAUAACCCAGGGCUGCCACUACCUGAAGGAAAAUCCACAGGUUGGGAGUGAUCCUGGCUCAGAGCAGGCUCUGCUGCCAGUCAAGUAGAUGCCUGAAGAGGCCUUUCUGGAGGGCAUUAUUUUCACAUCCAAGACAGACUCCUGGUCUUUCGGGGUCCUGUUCUGGGAAAUCUUCUUAUUAGGCUACAUGCCCUACCCUGGGUGCACCAACCAGGACAUACUGUACUUUGUCACUGGAGGGGGACAGAUGGGCCCUCCCAGGGGCUGCCCAGGGCCUGUGUACUGUACCAUGACACGGUGUUGGCUGCACCAACCUCAGCUGUGCCCCUGUUUUGCCAGCAUCUUGGAGCAUCUUCAGUACUGCAUUCAGGACCCGGAUGUGCUGAAUUUAUUCCUGCCAAUGGAGCUACUGCCCACUCUGGAUGAGGAAAAGGCUUCUGGGCUGGGGAGCAAGUCUUUGGAGGGCCUAAGAUUCCCCACGGGCCCAGGAACUGAAUCUGGAGAGCUUAAAGAGCUGAAUAGGGAGCCUCCUUGGCCCCUGACUGCCCUCGAGUCCCAAGACCCCAAAUCCAGGGACCUCCAACCUCAGAACCUUUGGAAUCCCCCCUAUGGCUCUUGGGCCCCAAGGGGCCUGGAAGUCUGUACUGCGUGUCUGGGCCUGUCUCAGAACUGGCCAGGCACCAGUGGACUCCCCAUCCUGGAAACCAGCCCAGGCUUCCUGGAGAAGAGCUUGGACACUCCCAGCCUUUGA
This is a messenger RNA of Panthera uncia (snow leopard), 2610 nucleotides long. RefSeq names its product leukocyte receptor tyrosine kinase (gene LTK). Gene Ontology annotation, molecular function: transmembrane receptor protein tyrosine kinase activity; ATP binding. The record is from RefSeq and is a predicted model, not a curated record. Lineage: Eukaryota; Metazoa; Chordata; Mammalia; Carnivora; Felidae. Gene Ontology annotation, cellular component: signaling receptor complex. Gene Ontology annotation, biological process: protein phosphorylation; regulation of neuron differentiation; cell surface receptor protein tyrosine kinase signaling pathway.